CAGUAUCGUUGAAGUACAUGGCCUAGUUACAAAUUUUCUUGCAUUUUCUCAUUUCUUAAUGCAGGAAAUGACCGACUGUCGUAAAAUUGCUUUCAAAUUCUCUCUCGCUUUCUCUUCUACACGAUGUGCUCAGUGAAUGACGCUGAAGAUGAGCUGAUUCCAAGGGGUAUCGGAAAACCUGAAAGCAUCAAAUUUUGUAUGAAGUGUCAAAAUGAUGCUGUUAUUCUUGUCAGAGCUAGGGAUCCUCUUUGCAGAUCAUGCUUCAUGAAUUAUUUUGUGCACAAAUUUAGAGCAACACUAGGGAAGUCAAAGGCAGUUCGUCAAGGAGAAAAGGUUUUGGUAGCAUUUUCAGGUGGUCCAUCAUCUUGUUGUUUGCUACACCUUAUCAAGGAGGGCUUAAGUGAAGGUGCUCAUAAAAAACUACGUUUUGUGCCAGAAAUUUUAUUUAUAAACGAGGGUGCAACCUUAGGCUGGAGUGCAGAGAAAAUAGAAGAAGUAAAUAAUGAUGUGAAAAUCUUUGCAAGCAAGCUUGGAUUUAGUAUUGAUAUUGUUGCUCUAGAGCAGUUGUACUCAAGUAACGUAGAGAAUCAAAGUAGCAGUGAAAACAAUGAAAAGAUUUCUGAUGAAGACGAUCUUGGUACGUGUUGCGGUUCUGGUGGCUGCAAAGUGGAUACGAAUGCAUCAGAAUCAGAAGCAAGUGCUACCACUCAGCUUGUAAGAUCUUUUGCGGCCUUAAAGUCAUUGACAGCAAAACAAGACUUCGUUUUUUCGCUGAGGAAUAAUCUUCUUCGCGAUUAUGCAAAAGUUAAACAAUGCACAAAGAUAAUUGUUGCAGAAACGUCGACUCGACUGUCAAUAAAGCUUCUUCUUAAUAUAAGUCAUGGUCGUGGAGGAUCUUUGCCCUUAGAUGUUGGUGUCAGUGACUCACGAGAUGGCCAGGUGGCGGCGAUACGACCAAUGAGAGAACUGACUUCAAAAGAGGUUGCUUUCUACAAUCGAAUGCAAAGUGUUGAACCAGUGGUAACUGAAUCCAUGGACACAAUGGCGGCUGAUAAUGCAAGUUUACAAAAACAGACGGAAGCUUUUGUAACUAACUUACAGGCAAGCUUUCCAUCAACCGUCAGCACAGUGUUUCGAACUGGUGACAAACUGAGCAUAAAUGAUGAACUUAUGUCUACUGAUGAAAACUGUAUUAUGUGCAAGGCACCCUUGGCGGAAGUAAAAUCUUCUGUAUCACAAGUAACAAAAGCCACUGAAGAAAUGGAGUUGCAAGGUUGUUGUGGCAAAGGAGAUGGUAGCUGUCAAAGGUCAUCGAAAGAAAUGCCACGGAUAACCAAAGAAGAUGUAAUUGCAAGGCUGUGUUAUGGCUGCCGUUUGACUUUCAAAGAUAUGGGAAAUGAUACGUCACAUCUGCCUCCAUUCGUUUUACAAGAAUUCGAGAGAGCUUCAAGAAGGUCACGUAUGAAGGAUUCAAUACAAGAAUUUCUUAUCGAUUAGGCCAAUUAGAAACAGCAAUCUGAUAUCAUUAAAGAUGUAGAAAGGAACAUUAAACCAGCAUGUUUAUAUCUAUCCUCUCAAUUUUUUUUUUCAAACCGAGGCACGGUCUGAAUUCAGUGGAGGCAAAGGGCUUCUAUAAUUGUUGUAACAAUACAUUAAGCUUUGUUUGUCUGCCCACAGUAUUCAACAUUAAGUACUGGGUUAGAGCAUAGUAAGGCUAUGGUUGUAUAAGAAAGACACAGAAAACAUAAAAUUUCUCUUAACAUGUCUAUAUCGAUGAUGUCAAUGAUAUUCCACUCCAUGUAAUGAAUAUUUUAUCUGGUUGACUUACGUAUAGCAAUAAUGAAUUUUUAAUGAUGUUAGAGUUUUGAGUGAUACUGCAAAUGUUUUUUCGCUCUUUUUCGAACUCUUGUGUCCAUUUUGUCAAGUAAGCAUUUCUAUCAAUACCAGCCCAUCCAACAUGAUAGCUCUGUGCCUAGGUCAGGGUCUACAUAUCCAAGGGUCUUUUGCUCGAGUCUCUGAUAGGACGUAGCUUUCACUUUGAGUGAUGUGAGUCGCCAGCUCUCUGUGAUUGGACACGCGGAAUCACGCGGGCCACGGAUUAAUGAUGAUAGCUUUUCAGUGUCCUAAAGCUACCCUCGGAAGCUAACUAUAAACAAGCACAAAUAUAAUACACCGUGCAGAAAUAUUUAUCUAAAUUUGUUUUUAACAAAGUUUCGUGAAUAAUAGCUUACGUGGCUGUUGGUUUCAAAUUCUACAAGUAGCAUUUCAAUUGUCUUUUUGCAAAAAAUUUUCCGGAUAGUAAUUUUAGCCCGGUAUUUAGUGUCGCACUUUCAAUAAAACGCCUACAAUCCAGACUGGAUUCGGUUCACUAUUCGCUGUGUGAAAUUCUGUAUGGCUUUUGUCGGAGUUUCAAUCUUGGACGCCCUCUGUUUGGCAUGGUGGUUCUGGCCUGAUCGAACUUGGCUUAAUAGCAGUUUGUUACAAAAGAACUUGUAGGUAAGCGUUUUAAAAUUCUGAUUGCUUUUUGCUGCUUUUGGUGAGUUUAAAUGUUGUGUAAUGUGUAUAAGUUGAGUUUCAUGAGGCAUACUAAGGCCAACACUGACCCGCGCCCUGCAAUGUCCCUGCUUAUUGUAAAAGGAAAAACUACCUUGUCAACGGCUGUUGCCUCUGGUAUUAAGUAAAUAAUAUCAUGGUAUAUGGCUUUUGAAAACACUGUUGAAUCCUGCUGUUUAAAACUAAGAGUCUUCUCCCUUAUGAGAAACGUUCCUUUCCCGUGAAGAGCACUUUAUUUCUACGAUUGCGUGAACAAAAUUAAUAUAUUUAUUUUGGUAGCAAGAGUAUACGAACUUUUAAAUAUUUAGUAUUCUAGUCAAGAAUAUCGCUACAUUCACGUCUUUGACUAGUUGGUGGUCUAUUUUGCAUUACAAGAGCCUACUACUGUCACUUAAUCAUAUGCUCAUUCUUUUGCCUUUUUGUUCUAGUGCCACAAAAAUGUAUAUACUACAAAAGAUUGGAUAGGAAUUUGAUGAAAAGUUGCUUUCAGGUGAGUUACUGAUUAUUACGUGUUCGUAUUAGUAAGUUUAUGCUUUAGCAAGAUGGCUGUUUAAAGUUUUUUAUCAUUUUUGAUGUCAGCUAAUGGCCCAUAUAAGACAACUGGAUGAACGACGUGCAAAAGGAUCUGUUUGAGUGUGGUGCAUCGCAUGAGACGGCUGGCUAAAAUGGAACAAACAGAGAAGAUGGGACUUACAAAUAAUUUGAGGGGAAGAAAGACGUUGAAUAGUUGUCAAAUGACUCCGUUUUCAUUGCAGAGCAGAUGAACGCAAAGCCAAAACGGAUAGAUUGUGCCAGGUUUUAAUACGGAACAAUGCGAACAGGCCCUAAUAACCUUUUGACCAUUUGGGAUAAAAGUAUCUGUACGUUAUUUGGAGGUUUCCAUUCCCUAAAUGUGUCCGUUAAUUCGGAGUCCAAUUUCAUCUGAUAGAUUCAGAAAGUAAUACUUUUUAACAUAAAAAGCUGCAUAACAUAUUCGUCAUAUCAUUUUACAAUUCAUAAAACGAGUUUAUUAUAAUGCAUUCAAUAUUAAGACAGCGCAAUUAAAUUAUUGAUCAAAUAUUUACAGUAAUAUUGAAGCAUUGUGAAUAUUUUCCAAAUGUAUUGACUAAGAAAAUAGAAAAAAAUUCAUGCUUGAAAUUAUUAUUCAAAGCAAUAACCAUAAUCCCAAUGUUUUACUCAAUUCUUAAGUGAUUGUCGAAAUCGAAAUUUUUUAAUCAACCGGCAGGGAAGUAAUGUUUUAUUGCCAAUUAUAAAAUGUUUCUAAUGAAAGUGUAAAUAGUUCCUUUAAUUGUUCUGACAAGUGGCAGACGAAAAGGCUUUUAGCCAAUAUGUUAUAAAAUAUUUGCUUUUUUUAAGCCAUUUUCAUAAUCUCAUGAACUUUUUCGUAAUCUCAGUAUUAUUAAGAUUAACAAUUUUCAGAUUUGUCUUACUUCUUAAGGUUACGGUAAACGUUUUGAACACGAAAAUUGGUUUUUCCUUCCUAAAGGCCAAACGGCUCAAGAAAUCUGGAUAAACUAUAUAUCAUUCGAUGCACAAGAUUAUGGCGUAUCUAGCCAGAUAACAAUUAUUGGCAAAUAAUGUUAAAUGUUAUUUUCCAUGCGAAUUUACUUGUCAAAAAGUGUACCACCUUCAAAAGCUAUUAUGUACCCUUGCGUUUGAGGUAACAAAAUCUGACUUAGACCAGCAGGAAGUGCAAGUCCUAAGCUACCAAAGCGUGUCUCAGAUUUUUUAAAUUCCUCCUCUUUAUGAAACUAUACCCUGUCAAAAAUUGGCAAAUAAUUUUUCCACCCUCCCGCAGCUGUAUUUGGGUAUAAAAGACGGACCAGAGAAAAUAAAAAAAUUUUGAGACACACUUUGUUUGCCCAACGUCUGCCCUGGCCGUGUGCAAAUUUUCGAGCCAUUCGAUUGGUUCCUUGGGUACAUAAUAGCUUUUUCGUACCUGCAUGUAGAGGAAUUUCGAGUCCGGAGAAAACGGGAUUUUACUGAUCGCACUUGCAAGAUACACUCGUAAACCACAGUGUAGUCCGGGUCAAGUCACUUGAAGAUUUAAGAUCAAUAAGCCUGUUUAAAUAAACACGGCCGUACAUUGGAUAUAUGGAUGUGCCAUGCGAUAUUGUAAAUGAGACAUGCGACCACAAAAGCAAAGCAACGAUUAUCGGCUUAACAGGUCAAGAGAUUUUCAGGCCUCAACUAAAAGUUUUGAUAAAGAAAUUAUGGAAACCUUCGGUUACAUGGGAUUUUUUCCACUUUCAAAAUUUCUGUUUGUUUCAAAUUUGGUAUCAUUGUGUGCCUUGAAAGUUCGGCUACUUGAAUGUGAAAAAAUCGAAAAAAUGAUGUUUUCAUCAAGAAAACGUUUACCGUAACCUUAAUAAAAAUUCGAUGUUUUGAAGUUUUUUUAUUAUAUAAAAGCGACUAAAGUUGGUAUUCGUUUCAAAUUUUAAAAUUUCAAAAUUAUAAGAACAACACUCAAUGUUGUCCUUUAAAAUAUUUACAGUUUUUAGUAAUUAUUAGACUUCAGAUGUGCUAUUGUAUAAUUCGUUUGAAAAUCCUAACGAAAUGUUCUCUUCAUUGUAUUCCAUCUCAAAUGGAGAUUUGAUACCAUCAUCCAAAAUUUCAUCCCAUUCUGUACGUCUUUUGAAAGUUCGAGCUGUAAACGAGUAAGUAAAUUUAUCAAAGCAGGAAGUGAAUUGAAAGACUAGUAACCUCGACGUAGCGCUACAACACUUGAAACGUUGCCGAUAGCACUCCUUGCAUGACUACAGUUGUACUCUGGAAAACCAGAUGAAAUUGUACAUAUUAAUGCGAUACAAUCAACUAUACAGGCAGUUUUUCUCAUUAAAAAUAUAAUUUGUCAACCGAAAAUGCUGCCUGCACACCACAAUCAAUUCAGAACUUCGCCUUGAAUGAUCUCAUUCACUUUGGUUAUCGUUCUAGCCCAAAAGAUCUGUCAGCCUACAGCCACUUAGAUACAAAAAAUAAAGACUUUGUACAAGAAAUGAAUAUUUGGCACAACGUUUCGAGCAUAACUCUUCAGCCACUUAGCAAUAAAGUUUCGAAAUGUGACGUCAUCAGAAAAGCUAUCUUUAAAAUUUCCUUUUAGAGUACACAAGUUGAAUAAACAUCAUAACAGAGCAGAAUCAUGCUAUACAUUUUGUAAACGCUUUUAGAUAGAGCAAGUGAAAUUACUGGCUUUAUUUGAUCACUGACGUUUUGGUCUGGUUAAUAGAUUCUCAAACCUGAAUCAAAUCACAAGUAUUUGAUUGGGGGAGGUAUCUGUGUUCAUGUGCCAAUAGUCAAUUUGUAGACAUUCAACUCACAUAGCAUAUUAAAAACUAUUUUAUAAUGCUCAUUCAGAAUUAUUUGGUGUUGGUUCACAAAUUGUAAAUAUUCAUUUACACGUCACAGUUUUGUCUUGGUCACUGUCAAAUCUCAAUUGAAACUCAUCUGAGCAGUAAAAUUAUAUGUAAAAACUGCCUAUCUAUACUUACCUCUUUUCACAAAAAAGAGAACCACAACAAUGAUUAAAACCAACGCAAUAAAACCGCCUGCGGAUGUAGCAAUUACAGUAGCAUUGCUUGUUGCUGCAAAAGGAAUUUGCAAUUAGGUUAAUAUAGAAGUUUUUAAAUUUCAGAGAGGUGGACUUGUCAAGGCGAACCAAAUAAUUUCGAACUAAAUUUGGUCUGAAAUUUGGUGAAUAUUAAGUUGUAACCCUUGUCUCAGUUAUCCAAAGCCCAUUUUAUUUUGCAUGCUGAGGCCAGUGUUAGCUGCGAACGAAACAUUCCGAGUAAAAUAAAAUUUGAGAAAAAUCAACACUGUAUUCAAAAUUUUUCGGAAUCUAUCACAUUUAUUUCUCAUCUAUCUACGGUGCUAAAGCUUACUGGAUUGUCUUUUAAAUGCACGCCAUAUAUUUUCAUUUAGUAUAAUGAUAAGUGUUUUCAACCUACCCUUCCCAGACUUAGAUUUGCCCAUUGCACGACACAAAACGCUAACACGUUCACUGCAUCUGCUUCUGUAGCAAACUGCUAUUUCUGCAUCGACGAUCUCGUCUGUUUUGAAUACUUUUGACUGAGUCUCUCCCUUCUGCUUUUCUACCAAAAAUGUCUUUCUUGUUUUUCCAAAGUUGAUAGUUACGUUUGUAGUAACUUUAGAGUCAUCUUCAAAAUUGCUUGGAAUCUUUUUUGGCAAAAACAAGAAAAGCAACUUUUAGACCCGUUUGCUUUUAUAUUUCAUUUUUCUAAAAUUACUAGAGUCCUAACGGACAGAAGGAGUUCGUUUUUGCCUAAGAACUCAAUUGGUAACAUUUUCUUUAGGCAAGCGGUACUGAUUGGGCAAUCUCGCCUAUUUCGAUCCACAACUGGGUCUAUAUAUUUUUCAGCUUAGUGUUUUCAUCUAUGUCCUGACAUUUUAUACGCUGAAGAGUGUCAGACGAUCUUUAUUAGGCUACUGUCGAUUAUGAUCAGAUAAUGACACAAUUAUUGUGAAUUUCUUUUCCAGAUCAAUAAUAACUUAUGAAUUUACCUUCCACGUUAUACUUAGAUAUGUCCCUGUACUAUUUGAGAGCUGCGAGCAUCCCUGGUCUUUGGCCGAUGCAAUUUUCCUCUCUAUAAAUGAUUCAAAUGAUUGAAAAAUUAAUGAUAUUUCUGAUUACCGAGCUAUCAAUGAAUGAUCUAUGCCGUAAUAGACAGAUCUAUACUUCGGUGCAAGUAUCGCGGAGCAUAUUACAGAUUGAGGAGGCUAAAGAGUGUUUUAGAGGGGGGGGGGGGCUAAACAUGCUAAAAACCAAGAGCAGGACGAUUUUGGUAUGGUUUUGUGUACAUUUUGGAAAUUAUUAGGGGGGGGGGCUAAAGCUCCCGUUGUGCCCCGUUUCCGCGGUCCCUUUUGUAAAGGAAAGGACAGUUCUAUGUUGUAACUCCGAUUUUGAUGCUUUUUGAAUUCAUAUUAAGUCAGCAAGAAAACCGACUAUAGACAUGCAUAAGUAAAAUUGGUAAAAUUAAGCUUUUAGAAAUAAAGUUCUUUAGAAAAAGUGAUAUUUAGUUUUUUGUCGUUUAACUAAGUCGUAUAUAGUUUGAUGCAACCUAAAAACUUUUUUUUGAUUUCAGGAAAGCGUAUACUAACGUGGACGGCAUUGGAAAGAUAAUUGAAAGCAACAAUUCUAGAUAUCACAUCCAAAUUGUUCUAUUGAUGUGAAAAUCGCAUUAAAAGAGAAAGCAAUACGACAUCACUGUUUGGUAAGAGGUAUUUAAAAAAAAUUUGCAUUAUAUUCCGGGUUGUCCCUUGAAAUAAUUUGCAAAUUGAACGAUAUUAUCCACGAUGUUCUGCGCUCUCAAUAUUUUAUCUCUCGCAGAAUUCGAUAUUUUUUCUUUCUUGAUAAUCUUAAUGGCGACUGAUAUAAUGAUAGCUUGUUUACCUGAAUGUACUUUUGUAGCAACUGUCGUUACAACUGAGGAAGUAGAUGCUGUCUUUCCAGAACUAGUCGAAGAGCUUGCUGGAUUUUUUUUUGUUGAGACCAUUCUCGAUGGUUUUGAAGUCGUAGGGCUUUGGCCAGUUGAUGUUUUGGUGCUAGUUGCUGUGGUACUUGACGUUUGGUGACGUUUUGUACUGGUGCUAACACCCUUGGAAGUGCUGUUGGUGCUCUGCAUUGUAGAUGACGUAGUUGGUGUGGUAUUAGAAGAUGUUUUGGUUCUAGUUGAUGUUUUGGUGCUAGUUGCUGUGGUACUUGACGUUUGGUGACGUUUUGUACUGGUGCUAACACCCUUGGAAGUGCUGUUGGUGCUCUGCAUUGUAGAUGACGUAGUUGGUGUGGUAUUAGAAGAUGUUUUGGUUCUAGUUGAUGUUUUGGUGCUAGUUGCUGUGGUACUUGACCUUUGGUGACGUUUUGUACUGUUGCUAACACCCUUGGAAGUGCUGUUGGUGCUCUGCAUUGUAGAUGACGUAGUUGGUGUGGUAUUAGAAGAUGUUUUGGUUCUAGUUGAUGUUUUGGUGCUAGUUGCUGUGGUACUUGACGUUUGGUGACGUUUUGUACUGUUGCUAACACCCUUGGAAGUGAUGCUGGUGCUCUGCAUUGUAGAUGACACAAUUGGUGUGGUAACCGUCAUUCCCGUAUUAGGAGUAGACGUGACAUUGUUACUGGUAGUUGGUAUUGUAGAGCAUGCACCUUCUAUGAAUUUGAAAUCGUCAAUCGCUAUACCUCCCUUAAAGCCGCUGCCUGGUUCUCCUUCAAUGGAGAGC
Rhopilema esculentum is the source of this 8781-nucleotide messenger RNA. The record is from RefSeq and is a predicted model, not a curated record. NCBI's taxonomy places the organism in Eukaryota, Metazoa, Cnidaria, Scyphozoa, Rhizostomeae, Rhizostomatidae.